Molecule: messenger RNA, 2871 nt
Organism: Phacochoerus africanus (Common warthog)
Lineage: Eukaryota; Metazoa; Chordata; Mammalia; Artiodactyla; Suidae
Gene: KCNA5
Product: potassium voltage-gated channel subfamily A member 5
Exons: 1
Coding region: 269-2074 (601 amino acids)
Biological process (GO): potassium ion transmembrane transport; protein homooligomerization
Cellular component (GO): voltage-gated potassium channel complex; membrane
Molecular function (GO): delayed rectifier potassium channel activity; protein binding
Source: RefSeq, a predicted model, not a curated record
CCGCGCCGGGCGGCUGGAGGUUGCAUCUGCUGGAAGGCGGCUUUUGGCUGCUUGGUAACGGGCUGCAAGAACCCAGAGAGGCAGAGGGCAGGGCAGCGGCUUCUUGACGUCAGGACCGAGCGAGGGGACCCAGCCAGCCACUCCAGCCCGCCCCACAGCCGUGCCGGCGGCCAGCAGAAGAGGCGUCAGGCGCAGGUCGCCCAGCAGGGUGUGAGGGGGGCUCGGGAGUCAGUCCGCAGGGGCGCAGCAUGCCCCCCGCUCCCGGCCCAUGGAGAUCGCCCUGGUGCCCCUGGAGAAUGGCGGUGCCAUGAUCGUCAAGGAAGGAGGGGAGGCCGGGACUGCAGGGGGAGAGCUCCGCUGCCCCCCGACGGCUGCGCUCGGAGAUGGACUCAAGGAGCGGGAGCCAAGGGGCCGCGGAGCAGAGAGGCGCGCGGAUCCGGGAGGUCGGCGGGUGCCGCCGCCGCCGCCCCAGGAGCUGCCGCAGUCGAGGUGGCUGCCUCCGGAGGAAGAGGAGGGAGAUGGCGACCCCGCCCUGGGCGUGGCGGAGGACCAGGUGCUGGGCGCGGGCUCCCUCCAUCACCAGCGCGUCCUCAUCAAUAUCUCGGGGCUGCGCUUUGAGACGCAGCUGGGCACCCUGGCGCAAUUCCCCAACACGCUCCUGGGGGACCCCGCCAAGCGCCUGCGCUACUUCGACCCUCUGAGGAACGAGUACUUCUUCGACCGCAACCGGCCCAGCUUCGAUGGCAUCCUCUACUACUACCAGUCCGGGGGCCGGCUGCGGAGGCCGGUCAACGUCUCCCUGGACGUGUUCGCGGAUGAGAUCCGCUUCUACCAGCUGGGGGACGAGGCCAUGGAGCGCUUCCGGGAGGACGAGGGCUUCAUCAAGGAGGAGGAGAAGCCCCUGCCCCGCAACGAGUUCCAGCGCCAGGUGUGGCUGAUCUUCGAGUACCCGGAGAGCUCGGGCUCCGCGAGGGCCAUCGCCAUCGUCUCAGUCCUUGUCAUCCUCAUCUCCAUCAUCACCUUCUGCUUGGAGACCCUGCCUGAGUUCAGGGAUGAACGCGAGCUGCUGCGCCAUCCCCAGGUGCACCACCAGCCCCCUGGACCCGCCCCAGGGGCCAAUGGCAGCGGGGCAGCGGCGGCGCCGCCUCCCUCAGGCCCCACAGUGGCGCCUCUCCUGCCCAGGACCCUGGCGGACCCCUUCUUCAUCGUGGAGACCACGUGUGUCGUCUGGUUCACCUUCGAGCUUCUGGUGCGCUUCUUCGCCUGUCCCAGCAAGGCUGAGUUUUCCCGGAACAUCAUGAACAUCAUCGACGUGGUGGCCAUCUUCCCCUACUUCAUCACCCUGGGCACCGAGCUGGUGGAACAGCAGCCAGGGGGUGGGGGAGGGGGGGGCCAGAACGGGCAGCAGGCCAUGUCGCUGGCCAUCCUCCGAGUGAUCCGCCUGGUCCGCGUGUUCCGCAUCUUCAAGCUCUCCCGCCACUCCAAGGGGCUGCAGAUCCUGGGCAAGACCCUGCAGGCCUCCAUGCGGGAGCUGGGCCUGCUCAUCUUCUUCCUCUUCAUCGGCGUCAUCCUCUUCUCCAGCGCCGUCUACUUCGCCGAGGCCGACAACCAAGAGACCCACUUCUCCAGCAUCCCGGAUGGCUUCUGGUGGGCCGUGGUUACCAUGACCACGGUGGGCUAUGGGGACAUGAGGCCCGUCACCGUGGGGGGCAAGAUCGUGGGCUCGCUGUGUGCCAUCGCCGGGGUCCUCACCAUCGCCCUGCCUGUGCCCGUCAUUGUCUCCAACUUCAACUACUUCUACCACCGGGAGACGGACCACGAGGAGCAGGCAGCCCUUAAGGAAGAGCAGGGCAGCCAGAGCCAGGGGACAGGACUGGCCAGCGGUGGCCAGCGGAAGGCCAGCUGGAGCAAGGGGUCCCUCUGCAAGGCUGUGGGGGCCCUGGAUAAUGCAGAUGGAUCCCGGAGGGGCAGUUGCCCCUUAGAGAAGUGUAACCUCAAGGCCAAGAGCAAUGUGGACUUGAGGAGAUCUCUGUAUGCCCUCUGCCUGGAUAGCAGCCGGGAAACGGAUUUGUAAGGGGGAUGCAGGUGGAUAGUUGGCAGAGAGCUGGGGACAGCGGGGGGCCUCCUGACCUUGGGGAUCUACUUCAUGGCGCAGAGUAUUUCUAGCCCACCCUGUAACCUAGGUCCGCCCCUUCUUCUUUCACUGCUCCCCUCCAGCAUCUCCUUGAUCCCCUAGUUUUUCUUUCCUCUUCUUUCCAUGACACCCAGGGUCACCUAUUUUUAAAAAGUACCACAUUCCAUGACGCAGGAGCUGUUGAAAUGGUGCGCACUGUGAGAUGGAUGUAUUUGUAGCCAGUUUCCUAGACCCAGCGGAGGGAUAACCCAAACAAAAAUGGCUUUAAAUAGCCCAAUCCCCAGAGAAUUGGUAAUCCCCCCCCAUCCCUGUGUUCCAAAUUUGCUUUACAUAUAAUUAUAUUUGUGUACAUGGGAAAAUAUUAUUUUUAUGGCUGGCGAGUGGAUUUUUGUACCGUAGUUCAGAUGGAGAGAUUUUGGAUAUAUUUUCAAGAUAUACGUUGUAUUUAUGAAAGAGGGGGUUAUGGCAACAUUCUGUGAUAUUUCUAUUACAGUCCGAGACCCUGGUCUGGCUGUUCUGGUUCCUGUUGUCUGCAAGCCUCUCUCUUUUCUGAGUUGUGAUUUCGGUGCUUUGUGUCUAGGGCAGGGAAUGCUCUGGAAGAAAAGCAGGUCUAACUUUUUCUGUGCGCCUUAACCAGUUCUUGUAACUUUCUUCAAAAAGCAUCGAUGUUGGAGGAAGACUUCUGAUAAUUCAUUCUCUUGAUUUUUAUCCCAGGAAAUAAAAUGUUACUUAGUCGA